AUGGCCCACAAAACCAAAAAGCCUUCCAACAACGACCGUAUCUACCGUUCACUUCCUCUUGACUUCAUCUUGACUCCCUCUUCGAAAUGUCUUCUCGUUACGCCAAUCAGAAACAGGCUUGCGACCGCGCCCAACACCUCCCCUAGCGAGGCCGAUCGCCGCAAGAUGCAAGACCUCGAGCUAGCUUUGGCCAAGACCAAGCGUGAACUAGAGGUCUUUUGUAUGGAGACGAACCAGACCUCCUCCCUUCUUCCUGUCGAGGACGCUACCCAAGACAACGUACCAGAAUAUCCCGACCCCGAACAUGAUACCGACUGUCAACAUUAUGGCAGCCCCUAUGAGUCAGAACCAGUUGCUCAAAGAGAGCACCGAAACAACAUCCGCGCAGGCGCUUCCUGUGUGAUCACCCGCGUCCUGAAUGCCGCUCUUCAACUCCAGACGCGUUACACGAGCACCACCACCGGUAGCAGCAACCACGGGGAGUGGUACGUAGGGAGCCCUGAGGGAGGGUUCAUGGGUGCUCAAAUCAGUGGCUCCAUUGAAGUGCUGGCAGACCGUGUUCGAGAGGACUGGGGCUGCAAGAGAACAUUCUUCAAGGUGUUCGCCGAUCGCCCAGAGGAGUUUAAUCAUGUUUUAAUGAACCACACCCAGAUGCGAAAAAUCUACAACUCGGGCUAUGGCGUGAAUACGGGCAAGCCGGCGCUCUGA
Messenger RNA from Fusarium fujikuroi IMI 58289, 708 nucleotides. RefSeq lists its product as uncharacterized. The record is from RefSeq and is a predicted model, not a curated record. The transcript has 2 exons. Bases 1 to 708 code for a protein of 235 amino acids. Lineage: Eukaryota; Fungi; Ascomycota; Sordariomycetes; Hypocreales; Nectriaceae.